This is a messenger RNA of Archocentrus centrarchus (flier cichlid), 6630 nucleotides long. RefSeq names its product MAM domain containing glycosylphosphatidylinositol anchor 1 (gene mdga1). The transcript is spliced from 18 exons. Bases 557 to 3433 code for a protein of 958 amino acids. Gene Ontology annotation, molecular function: axon guidance receptor activity; protein binding. NCBI's taxonomy places the organism in Eukaryota, Metazoa, Chordata, Actinopteri, Cichliformes, Cichlidae. Gene Ontology annotation, cellular component: plasma membrane; axon; neuronal cell body. The record is from RefSeq and is a predicted model, not a curated record. Gene Ontology annotation, biological process: homophilic cell-cell adhesion; synapse organization.
GGGAGCUCAUUUUCAGAGCGCAUGAUUGCGUUAGAGGGGCUUCAUAGACUUUCAUCGGCCAGAAGCAAAGAGGGAGAGACAGUAAAGGCAUUUCAACCACGCCUUUCACAGUAAAUAAUCCACAAAAAGGCAGCCUGAGUGUAUAGGAUCUGCCCCAAGUAGCAUUGCUUGAGUUUUUUCAAAGGAACAGAGAUUUUAUUUUCAUCUUUGGGAAGAGGGACUCUGUGGAGCCGGGCUGUGCGAUGCUCUCCUGACCGCUUCUGUGCGUAAAAUAAAAGUUUAACACGCCGUUGAGAUUUUUUUUCAGAGGUCUGGGAGCUCGACAAACUCCACAUUCCACUUUCUGGGAAUUUUAGCUAAAACUCCUAUUGGACGCUCAGUGGAGGAUAUAAAACUUUUCAAGUGUUUUUGUGGUGAAACACAGAGCGAGGUUGGUCUAACGGAGAACGAAGGAAUCCUCGGUACUGAACCGUGAGGAGGGCGCGCAGUGCUGGGUAGCAGGUUGACCCAAAGGACGGCACCUCGGAGACAAGGUUAUGACGGACCUGAGCUGAACAUGGGGCUUUUCUGGAUAUUGUUGUUGUCUCGUGUUUAUGCUCUUGCAUGGGGCCAAGGAGUUUACGCUCCUGCCAACGCCCAGAUCGUGCAUUCAGGUGCAGCAUGUAACGUCAAAGAUGAUAACAUGAGUGAGCGAAUCUACACCAUCAAAGAAGGAGACACAUUAGUGCUUCAGUGUAUUGUUAAAGGACAUCCACGACCCCAGGUACGGUGGACGAAGACGGCAGGCAGCGCGUCAGACAAGUUCCAGGAAACAUCCAUCUACAACGAGACGCUACGCAUUGAGGGCAUCCAGAGGGUGCAGGGAGGUCGCUACUACUGCAAGGCUGACAACGGGGUGGGGGUGGCUGCCAUCAAGUCCAUCCGCGUAGAUGUGCAGUACCUUGACAUACCAGUUCUGACAGUACACCAGACCAUUAGUGAUGUGCGUGGCAGUUACUACCAGGAGAAGACGGUGUUCCUGCGCUGCACCGUCAACUCCAACCCUCCUGCGCGAUUCAUUUGGAAACGUGGGGAUAUGCUCAUCGAACAGAGCAAAGACAAUGGGGUGGAUAUUUAUGAGCCUCUUUACACUCAGGGUGAGACCAAGGUGCUGAAGCUGAAAAACCUAAGACCCAAGGACUUUGCUGAUUAUACCUGCCAGGUGUCGGUCCGAAACGUGUGUAACAUCAAGGAUAAGUCCGUCACCUUCAGGCUAACAAAUGCCACAACUCCACCAAUGAUUCGGCUGUCAGUGAAUGAUACAGUGGUGGUGGAUCCUGGCCAGGAUGUGCACAUAACCUGUGAGGUGACAGCAGGUUUCCCUCUGCCCACUGUGAUAUGGUCACGUUACCCUGGCCCUCUUCCCCUCAGUGCUCAAGUUCGAGGAGCAACGCUGAUCUUGAGAGCUGUCACACCAGCAGAUGCAGGCUUCUACAACUGCACGGCUGUCAACAAUGUGGGCAACCCUGCACGCAAGAACGUCAACCUCAUUGUGAGGACAAUGAGCAACCUGACCUUCCAGAUUACACCAGAUUCUAACAAGGACAGUGAAACCAUUCAAAUGGGUCGUGACCUUAAGCUCUCGUGCCACGUUGAUGCCACCCCACAGGACAAGGUCAACUAUACCUGGUACAAGAACGGUGUACCAGUCUUCAACUCGGAUAGCCUGAUUUUACUUCGCAGUGACCCAGACAUGGCACCAGGCACCAGCAGCUUGGAGAUUGUGGACAUGAAAUUCAGAGACUUGGCCACCUACAGCUGUGUGGCGAGUUUUCCAGGCAGCACAGUGCGAGAGCUUCGUGUUGAUGUCAACAUUUCUCAAAAUAGCGUCUCUCCUCCAGUGCUGUCAGUUCCAUCCGGAGGUCAGGUUGUAAGUGUGCGUGAGGGAGGUAAUGCUGAACUGGUGUGCUUAGUCGUAGAUGGGAAACCACGUCCUCCCAUACUGUGGUCACGGACAGAAAAGGACCUGCUAAUGCCCUCAGGGAAGCCUAUAGUGGAGACGCCUGAUGGUCGCUUAAGGAUAAAGAACAUAAGCCGGGACAUGAUGGGAGCAUACCGGUGCCAGACUGCUCCAUACAACGGACUUAACAUUAAACGCAGAGAGGCGCAGGUCCAACUCAAUGUGCAGUACCCCCCCAUUCUGGACCCAGUCUUUCAAGAUGUCCGUUCCAGGAACUAUCAAAUGGUAACCCUGAGGUGUACAGUCCAACGAUCAAACCCUCCACGCCUGACUGACAUCCGAUGGUUCCGUAAUGGUGACUUCAUCCGUAUGCCAAUGCCAGACCUGAAGGAAACACCUGAGCUGAAGUUCAAACUGGAACCCACCAACAAUGGCUCUUAUGAGUGCCGAGUGAGCAAUAGUGUGGGCACAUCAUCAUGCACAUUUAAUGUCUCUGCACAACCCUACAAUGCUGAGUUUUACUUUGAUACACCCAACCCUGUCCGGAUUCUGAAAGGAAACAACUAUUCCUACAACUUGCAGUGGACACAAAAAGAUCCUGAAGCCACAGAUCGCAUCAUAGGAUACUGGGUUAAUGUUCGAAAGAACAAGCAGAACCUGCUGUCAAAACAGAUAGACCUCAAGGGUAAGGCACCAGAAAAGGGUGUUCUGAUGUCCUACACAAUAUCAGACCUGAAAAUCCCUCUGUCCUACGAGGUCCGGCUGGCACCCAUUACCACCUACAGCACUGGGGACUAUGUCAGUCGAAUUAUCCAGUAUUCAGAACCCUACACUUACCCAAGACCUUCAGACCAUGUGUGUGGUUUUGAGGAUGAGCGCAUCUGUGGUUUCUCUCAAGACCGGAGUGAUGUCUUUGACUGGACAAGACAAAAUCACCUGACGCAGAAUCCCAAGCGAUCUGCAAACACCGGCCCAGACACUGACCGCAGUGGAACAAAGGAGGGCUACUACAUGUACAUUGAAGCAUCACGCCCACGUACUCAGGGUGACAAGGCUCUUCUACUGUCUCCACUCUUUAAUAUUACCUCAACCAGGGGCCCCAAAGGCAGAGUUCCAUACUGUGUAUCCUUCUACUAUCACAUGAAGGGCAAACACAUUGGCACUCUCAAUGUUUAUCUGAAGGUGAGAAGUAUUGCCUCUGUGGACAGAGUGAUGUGGACAAAGUCUGGUCAUCAGGGCCCUGACUGGAAGAAAGCAUUCUUUGACAUUACCCCCAGUGGACCCUUUCAGAUUGUAUUUGAAGGAAUUCGAGGUUCAGGCUUUGAGGGGGAUAUUGCCAUUGAUGACGUGUCCAUCACCAGAGGCGAGUGCAAGCAACAGAACACUGUAGCCAACGCAGGUAAGACAGUUCUGAUUGGAGGAUCACACUCACUCCCACUGGCUAAAUGGCUGACCUUUGGCCUCUCCUGCUUUCUCUCACUACUGUACAGAUGAUGAGCACUCCCCACAGCACCACCAACUGUCUGUGCUGACAGACACUGCCCUGACUUGCGCUCUUCUUUUUUCUCUUCCCUUCUCCCUGUCUUUUCCUCUGCGUACCUGUGUCCUUACUUCUCUGUCCUCUUCAGUUAUGGUCUUGCUCUCCUUCAUGCAUCCAACAAGAAACACUAUGUACUUGUCUAGUUUCUCGUCCUCUGCUUUCUUUGACUAUUUCACCUAUUCACUUAGUAUAACCAACCAAUGCUCAUACUGUAUUUAAGGUUAACAUACUUAAUGGUCUUUGACAUUCAGACUUGAAAUUCUCUCCUUUAUCCCUUGAUUAGAUUCACUUUAUCCAUGUCAGUGUGUCACUUUGUCUUUUUCCUCUCCUUCGUCAACCUUCUUUGUCCAUAUGUGCACCCUUCAUGUAUCUUCGAUCCCUUGAACCACUAUCCUCGGCAGUCCCUCCACCCUAUUCCCCAGACACACCAAAGUGUCGGACACUCAACCAAAGAUGACAAAGAACCUGAGGGAAUGAAAUGAGGGAACAGGGAUUCUAGGAAGAAAGUUAAAGAAAGAGUGAGAGAAGAGAGAAAGUGGUUGAUAAGACCUUUUCAGUGAAGACUGUCUCCCUUCCAGACCAGCCUUUGGCACCAUGGGAGCUACUGAAUGAUUAGGAGAAAUGAAAAACUGAUGACUGAAUGAAUAAAUAAAUGACUGAAUGAUGAGGAAAUGACAAACCAGAACUGAGGAUAAAAGAAGGGUAGCCUCUCUGCUUGCCACAAGAGACGAACCUCAGUGCGGAUUAUACGUGUACAUUUAUCUUAUAUAUAUAAAUAUAUAUUAAAUAUAACAAAGGUUAAACAAAAACACAGCUAGGGCAGUGGAGGACCUUACAAAGUGAAAUUAAAGAAGCACAACGUUUAUACAACCUCUGCUGUUCCUUUGGGUUUUAUUCAACUUCUUAUGUGAUGUUGCAAUUUGUCAGACCUAUUCAAUGUUUUUGAUAUUUGCUUUUUUGUUAUGUUAUGGCAUCAUAAGGGUCGAGGUAAUUAAAGUAUUACAUUAAUAUUUAUGAGGGGCAGAGACGAUGAUUUGUGAUCCAGAACCUGGUCGGGCACGUGGAUGGAAAUGCAAAGAUGACCCAAACCAUGUGGUAACCUCAAAUGUUCUUCACACAUACUGCACUGAAUGCGCACACAUGCACCCAGACAUAUAUGGUACCAGUCAAAAGUUUGGACACACUCCAAACUUUUGACAGUUUUCAUUACUGAAAUCACAGUCAAAUACAGUCUCAUCUGAUGGGUAACAGAAAGAAAACCAUGGGUGGUAGAUGCAAUACCAGAUACUCCCCUUUUUUAUAAACUUCCUUACACUGGAUCUAUGACUCAGAUACCUGGAUUAAUCAGAACAGGCAGACAUGCCUCAAAUGUAAAGCAAAAUGUGGUGUUAUAUGGGAAACGGAUAAGUGCCUGGAGUAAGUUUCAGCACUCUUCCUGCACAGUUUAUUGAAUGUCAUGUAUGGAUUCCCCCUACUCAAUGGUCAAUGAGUGAAAGGUGGAGAAGAUUAUCAGUCUCUGCCAGGUGUGCAGUGUGGAUUGCAUAACACAUUCUUUGUCAUUGUUUAAUUAAUGAAUGUCUGUAGUAUAAACACUUCUCAUAGUCCCAUAGAUAUGAUUGUUAAAAUUAAGCAAUACUCAUAUCUAUAUAUUUGUUUGUUUUUUAAAAGAAGUAUCCUGAAAAAUUAUCAUGUCCAAAUCUUUUAUGGUUUCUUGCAGUUACCAGUGUAAUUGUGGUAACUGUAGCCAUUUUAAUUUGAGUGUGCUUCCAUUUUUCUAUAUUGUGCUUCAGCUUAUCUCAAAAAACUCCACACUGAUCAGCCAUUUAAGUCCUAAUCCACUAUGCUAAUCAUCUUCAUCACCAUAUGUAUCCAUGUAUACAUCUCUUUUCUCUGCAUUAUGCCACAGUGAUCAUCGAAUUCAUUUCACUUCUUGUUUAUUUUGUUUUUUGUUGUUGUUGUUGUAGUUCGUUAAAAAAAAAGAGGUUUUUCAUCCAUAAAUAGAAGAAAUUAUGUGCCUAUUUAACUUGCUCAGACUGCUGCGAGUGGCAGUCCUUCUGCUUGCACAGCUUAUGUGUAUGACAUCAUACUGUGUAACUGCUGCAAAGCUGUGUAACACAUGUUGGAUAUCUCUGUGAAACACCACAGACGGUAGUGUAUCAUAUGAACACUGAAGCCCUUUGAAGCCUACUCCAAGCAAAUCAUCAAUAUUGCAAAAAUGCUCCUGUAUCUUAGCUUUAGCUUGUCUCUGUCGUCAUCCAUCUACUUUGAUCUGACAAGUGCACCUGGUGAAUGGUUUGGUUCAAAUUAUACAAAGUAUUUGAGGGGAAUUUUAGGGAUAUGCUUUCUUGUAAAUGUAGCUUGAUCAUUCUGCAAGUGGCCUAAUAUACUUUCAGUUCCCGGUAAUGUCUUCAAAAUGGCCAUCAAUUUACAAACCACAACAGAGCACAAAGUGGGUUUUGUUUGUUUAUGUGUUUUUGUUUUUUCAGCAUUGAUUUCAAUGCCUCCCCUCUUAUGUGACUAGAUACAUUUGUUACAUGAGGCAUUCAUAUCAGCUUUAGUUGUACAGUAUCACAAGCAUUAACAAGCACAAUAACAGUGCAGUAGUAAAUGCAUUUUAGAAAUAUUAAGCAUUGUUGUAUGUGGCAUUUCAUCAUUCUAGGAUCAUAUCAUUCCUCAUAUUGCUUUAUUUGUCAUUAGUGAUAAGGUUCUUAUUAUCACUGCUUUUGAAAAUGUGACAGCUGCAAAUUAAAGAUGGAAAUCCCAUGAUGCAUUUUCUUUAACCGUUAUUUUAGAAAUGCACGUGCUUUUAAUUUUUUUCUUUUGGAUUUCUAUGACAACUUAUAAUUGAAGGGGAAGGCAUCGUAUUAAUGGUCCCACAUAAGAACAGAUUAUCAGCAUAAAGGUACACUAUGAUUAUUAUUUAAAACUGACUGAUUAAAAAUCAAUGUGUUGCAUUUUAAUUUAAAUAUGUGACAAUACAGCAGUGUUUAAAGGUACCUCAUAAUGUGUGCAUCUGUGCGUCUAUAAUAGAGCAAAACAGCAUUAAUUAUUAUAUCAAGCAUGAACUAACAGGAUAAUUAUUCUGAAGUGGUACAAAAUAAUCAAUUUAGAGGUACAGUUAUGUCCAUAAUUUGUUGGACAAAGACAGUAU